Rasamsonia emersonii CBS 393.64 is the source of this 3258-nucleotide messenger RNA. RefSeq names its product C6 finger domain protein. Bases 1 to 3258 code for a protein of 1085 amino acids. The transcript is spliced from 6 exons. NCBI's taxonomy places the organism in Eukaryota, Fungi, Ascomycota, Eurotiomycetes, Eurotiales, Trichocomaceae. Gene Ontology annotation, cellular component: nucleus. Gene Ontology annotation, biological process: positive regulation of transcription by RNA polymerase II. The record is from RefSeq and is a predicted model, not a curated record. Gene Ontology annotation, molecular function: DNA-binding transcription factor activity, RNA polymerase II-specific; transcription cis-regulatory region binding; zinc ion binding.
AUGGAGGAAAGGGACCAGACAAGCCAGGAUGGACCGCAAAUCCCCAGAGAGAAGGAUUCGGCCGAUUCUACUCCUCCAGAGGCCACUGGCCCAGCAUCAGCCAAAGGCCCUGAUCCCGAGUCCAAGAACGUUCCACCUCCAAGAGGACCGAAGAGACGCACCAAGACGGGAUGCCUGAGUAUGAAACGUCGGAUCAAGUGUGGAGAGGAGAAGCCCAAGUGCAAAAAUUGCAUCAAGGCGAGGCGGGAGUGUGAGGGAUAUACGCAGCGCGUGAUUUUCAAGCAUCCCCUGGGUCCCUUUGGCGGCUUCCAGCAGGGGCUGGGCUCUGAUAUGCAGCGCAUGGCGAUGGGAGUGCCGUUAUUUCCUCAACACCAAGAACAGCCUUGGACAGCGCAGGCCUCGGGGCCGCAACAGCGACUCAUCGCUCCUCGCAUCCCUAAUCUUGCUGCUGGAGGUCCAAUGGGCUUUGUUGCUCCUCCACAGGCAUCUACGGUGCCUGGAAACCCUCUUGAGCAACCACGGCCAUUCUUCUACCCUACACUCUAUGACACGGCACCUUCCCAAGCUCUACCGUCUCGCGCGCCUCCUCCCAUCACCCCCGUUGUUGGAGGUCAUGGCACUGAAAGAACGCAACAUCGAUGCUCUGAUCCAACAACAUAUCAGCAACCCUUUGAACCUGUCGGUUCCUAUCAGUUGGGCCAAGGUCGAAGUCACCUUGAGCAAGUACCAUCAGCGAUCCAAGGGGUCUCAGACCCAUUUCAUGGACCUCAGCUUCAGAAGAGUCGUCCUGAAGCCCAAGAGCUUUCUUCUCAGAACAUGUUUGCUGAUAUGUGUUCACUUGACCGCAGGACCAAGUUUCUUCGGUGGUGUUUGAUGGGGAGGCAAGCGACAUCACUGAUUAACCGUUGCUGGAUCUCAGCCAAAACAACCACUCAUACGUCACCUGCCCUUCAGACGUUGCCCUCUCGUCUUCCGUACUAUGACGACGAAAGCGAUGAUUACUAUGAUGUCGAGUCCGACGAAGAGAUGGAAGAAACAACGCAUGAGGAAGACUAUCACCAAUUGAGAUUGAUCCUGGCGUCCGCUAAUCAGGACGACCUCAUGAUCCGAUCUUACACGACAUUUUUGAACGAACCGAAUAUUCUCGCCGCCUACUGCCCGUCGAUGGGAUCUUCGCCUCUUAAUAACCCCAAAACUGCUCGAAUUUGGGUGCAUUUCAUACACGCGAUCGGCCCUUCGCUGUCCAUUUGGGAGCGCCAUUCUGCCAAUACAUUAGCUCUUUUCAGUGGUCCGGUUCCUAGUUCCCAGCAGGGUCUGUGGAACUACACCAUGCCCUUGAAGUCACUCGAACAUCCGGCAUUACUGCAAGCCAUGCUUGCAAUAAGCAGCCUCCACAUUGCCACGCUGCAACAAGCUCCACUCAUCAUAACCCUUAAACAUUAUCAUUAUGCGUUGAGGAGAAUUGGAAAGGCCGUCGGCCUCCCCUUGCAACGGAAGCAGGUUUCAACUUUGGGUGCCACCCUCCUUCUCGCAUUCUACGAGGUCAUGGCGGCAGAACACUCCAAAUGGAAUAGUCAUGUUGCCGGUGCUGCACAACUUAUCAAAGAAAUUGACUUUGCUGGAAUCACAAGGGAUCUCCGCGCUCACAGACGCAACGUAAAGGCACAGAGGAAUCAGAUGGCGCAGACAGACCCAUGGUGGGGAUAUGGCGAUUUCUCCAAAAACAGGCUGUCUGAGGAUGACCCGUUCGCGGAGAAAGAGGCCGAUAUAAACGAGGAGCUGAUCGGAGCCCUGAUCGGUAAGGCAGUUAACUAUGAUCGAUUCGGGCAGAUCGAGAGCGAAGGACAGCGACUGGGAGGCAAGAAACACUUCACUCGAAAGGACAUUGAAAACUUCAGGAUACAGUGCGAUCUGUACUGGUGGUACUGCAAGCAGGACCUCUUUCAAAGUAUGAUCAGUGGCAAUCCGCUAUAUCUUCCGUUUGAUCGUUGGGGACAGUGUCCUCCGCGCGGCGGACUUGGGAGGCUGGAUGCGUUGUAUGGUUCGUUUGACCAUAUGAUCCUGCUGCUGGCCCGCUUGGUAGAUUUUGGUUACCGGGAUCGAAAAAGGAAGCUGAAGAGCUUAGAAGCCACUGGAGGUGAAUGGCGACCUCAUCCGGGGUUCUUCAAGUUCAUGGCUCGCUUUGGUGGGAAGCCACCUAGUGGAGGAUCAUCAGGAGGUGCCUUUCAUGAUAAACCUCAGGAUACAGCUUCAGGUCCUCCAUCUUCAAACCAGUCCAUCGGCUCAUCUCCUGGCAAUCAUAUGGCUGGUGACUCUUUUGAGCAGAUGCCGUCAGCUACUAGGCCAACAGGACCUCCCACAAAUGCGAAUCAGGAAUCUACCUCGAUGUACGGUAUGAUGCCAUCCAGCGGGCCAAGUGAUCCUCCAGCUCCCUUUGCCGAUACGGCGUAUCCCCGGGACCCUCGACAUGCCGGACCAGCCGUGAAUGAGACGGAGAUGUCUCUAUCCGAAGCUGAAACUGAAUGGGAAAGUAUUCUGGCUGCUUUCGAUCUUUUCGCCAGUCAGCUGGGCUCAGGGUUUGCUCCUCUACCUGCUGACUGUGCUCCCCCGAUUAGUACCCCGUUUGGACAGGCACUGCAUUACCGCUCGCACCAAGUGGCUGUUUUGUGGGCCUUCUACUAUACUGGGAGAAUCAUAUUGCACCGGAUGCAUCCCUGUAUGCCUCCUGCGGCGAUGGUCGCUGCCGCUGCGGCGGCAUCAGCGACGGCACAAUAUGCUCAGACUGUUGGCAAGAUUGUCGCAGGGAUCUACUACCCACAACGAUAUAAACUUGAAGCGGGUAGUCUAAACCCGACGCUGGGGGGUGCACUGACAGAAGUGACGAUACCAAUGUUUUUCGCCGGCGUUCAGCUUACGGACGCGGCGCAACGAGACUGGACGGUCGCUGAACUCCGCAAUAUUGCUCGUCUGACGGGUUGGCAGUCAGCCGCAUCCGUCGCAAGAGGAUGCGAGGCUUCUUGGUAUUACGCUGGCAAGGCUGGUCGAGGCCCGCCAUAUUCCUUUUAUGAAGGCAGGACGGUUUUGGAUGAAGAGGGAUUGAGGAAUGCACGUCGCGCCCAUGAAGUCAAUGCGCAGGGUGAAAUUGACCUGAGUAAUGAUCGACGGUUUGUCACAGUGGCCAAAUCGGCCCGUACUCGCUGGGCCAUGGGUCUGCUUGAGAUGGAGGAUGACUUGGUCAACUUGAGCCUUGACGAUUAG